This is a messenger RNA of Paramecium pentaurelia, 1281 nucleotides long. The record is from the annotation of a GenBank genome assembly. Lineage: Eukaryota; Ciliophora; Oligohymenophorea; Peniculida; Parameciidae.
AUGGAUUAGCUUUUAAACUUCAGGCCCAGUCCUAAAUCAUCAUAUUUUCGAUCUUCACCUGGAUCAAAAUUAUCUUUUUAAAGUGAGGAUGAUAGGGAUACUGCAUUAUCAUCUGAUUUUACUCCAAAACCUAAGCCUAAACCUUUAUAAGGUAUGACUCCUACUAAUUUUUCACAUGAAAGUGAAGAAACAUAUAAAAGUUAACAAAAACAAGAAUCUAUGAAAUAAGCUAUAAGUAAAUCCUAUUAUUAUGAUUGUAGUUCCAAAAUUAUCAAGAUUCAGUACCUAAAGAAUAAUAACAGUGAAUGAAGGAGAUAAAGAUGAAGAACCAGAGAUAAUAGAGAAAGAGAGUUAAUAACAUUAAAUUCAAUCUGCAUUUGUGAUUGAUGACUAGAAAAAAACGAUGGAAGAAUAAUUGAAAAAGAUUGAAGAAAAAAUAAAAGUAAACCCAAAACUGAAAUAAAUAAAAUCCAAACCAAUUUCUAUGAGAAAUUUUAAAAAGAUUGGAGAAUCAAAAUAAGAUAAGCUUAUUGAUCAUCCUUUUAGACAUCUUAUAUUCAAUCCAACUAUAUCAGAGGAGACAUUUGAAAAACAUUUACGUAUAACACAAAGAGGUUUAAUUUAUUCAAAAAGAUGUUUAAAAGGUCCAUCUGAUUAAUUUAUUGAAAAGAAAAAGAUUUCACUUAAUAGAAAUAAUCCCUCCAUAUUGAAUACAAUAUUUUUGGAUCUUGAUGAAACACUUGUUCAUGCAAGUCUAUAAAAAGAUAUUUCUUAAGUCAAAAUAAACUAAUUAAAUGAUGAUGGAAGUGAAACUGAAGUAAAUAUAAUUCAUAAUACUAGAUUGGUAUUAAUAUUAGACCAUAUACCUAAUAUUUUUUGUAAGAACUAUCACAAUUUUAUACAGUCUAUAUUUACACAGCAUCUUCAUAAUAGUAUGCAUCAGCUAUUAUAAACUAUCUUGAUCCAAAAAGACAGUAUAUUAGUGGAAUUCUAAACAGAACUAACUGUAUGGAAACUAAAAAUGGAUUUUUUAUUAAAGAUUUAAGAAUUAUUACAGAUCUAGAUCUUAAUAAGACCUUAUUUGUUGAUAAUCUAGUCCAUUCUUUUGGACUUUAGAUAGAUAAUGGAAUUCCAAUUUUAGAAUGGAAUGAUAAUAUGGAUGAUUUGGAACUGAAAUAUUUACUUGAAUAUUUGGUUGAUGCAUCCGAGCAGCCUAAUUUAAGAGAGUUCAAUGUAGCUCAUAUGUAAUUAGAUCAAUUAAUGGAUUACAUAAUUAAAUGA